Messenger RNA from Leptopilina boulardi, 1144 nucleotides. RefSeq names its product ARL14 effector protein-like. Lineage: Eukaryota; Metazoa; Arthropoda; Insecta; Hymenoptera; Figitidae. Gene Ontology annotation, cellular component: intracellular membrane-bounded organelle. The transcript is spliced from 4 exons. Bases 217 to 612 code for a protein of 131 amino acids. The record is from RefSeq and is a predicted model, not a curated record.
AUGAAGGCAGCGACAUGCGGCAGCGUUGCCAAAUUAACAGAAAUAAAAAAGAAAAACAUUAAAGUUAUUUGCGUUUUUCUGUCAACAUUUUUUUUAUUUGAAUAUAAAUUAUAUAAAAUCGGAAAUAGUUAAUUAAUUAUGGAUUUGAAAGUAUAAAUUCAUUUUCGAACAAUAGAAAAUCAGCUCCGUUUUAAUUAGAAAAAAUUUGUUUUAAAAAUGAAUGGCUCAUCGGAUAAACCCUUUGAUACACGAGCUGUGAGGAAAAGCACUAGAGGUGUAAAGCAAAAAGGUGUCGAUAGUGUUACAAAAAAAUUUCUUCGUAAUUUUGAUCCAGAGACAAGUGAAAGAGAAAAACGUAAAUUAAAUCGACGACUCUCUCAGCCGCAGAAGAAGAAUGUUUUAUAUGAUGAAAAAGGAAUUUUACAUGCAACUGGUGAUAAUCUUUGUGAUUGUUUAAAUAAAAAUUGUCUGGGCUGUCAUUUUCCAUGUCCUAAAUGUAGUUCUAUUAAAUGCGGUCACGAAUGCAGAAAUAAUAGAAAAUGGACUUACGAUGCAAUUGAAAAUGAAGGCAGUGAUAACCUCAUAAGAAAUCCUGUCGUAAAAGAAUCCUAGCGUUAAGCUUUACUUAAAUAAAAUUCAAAAACAGUAAGGCCAAUGAUGAAUACAUGCUUUUUUGUGAAGUGAAUUGUGAGACUGCUCUUAGUGAUAAAAGUCCUUUUUUUAAUAAGGAUUUACGGAAAUGGAUUCAUAAUAACUGAUUUCUCAUGGUAUUUAUACAUAUAUAUUUUUUCAUCAUCCUUAUGAUAAAAUAGAAUGUCAUUUUAAAUUACGAUUUUACUAUAUACAGUGAAAUUAAAAUCAUCCAUUUUAUUCUGGGGAUCCAUUAUUUUACUCUUACAAGGAUCUUUAAUUGAAUAAAUAAAUUAUAAAUAUAAUUAAAUUAAAUAUACAAAACUCGAUUAAUUAUACAUAUAUUUUUAUCGUUGAAAAAUUUUGUUUUAUCCGAUAAAAAAAAUAUCCUGUGAUUUGAAAUGAAUCCUGUUUUAUCAAAUAUAUCAAAUGAUACGAAAUGGAUUCUGUCUUCAUGGUUAAUGGCUUUUGAUUGAUGAUUGUAAAUACAAUUUAAGGGGAGGAAGAAAAUAUA